GGAGGCGGCGCCGUCGGAGGAGGAGGAGCAGGGCACUGCGGCUGGCCCCGGAUCGGGAGCCAGAGCGGCAGCAGCUUCGGCAGCAGCACGGCCCGGGCCAAUGCAGCGGGACGCACCGCCGCGAGCCCCAGCCCCAGCGCCACGGCUCCCUGCGCCCCCGAUCGGGGCCGCCAACAGCACUGGCGGCGGCGGUGGAGGCGGGGGCAGUGGCGGCGGCGGAGGCUCCUCUGCAGCUCCGGCUCCCCCUGGCCUCCCGGGAACUACAAGUCCCAGGGGGCCUGGCGGCGGGCGGAGACCGGAAGAGGCGGGCUCGGCACCUCGAGGCAGGAAGUGGCCUUGGAGGCGGAAGUGGCGCGGCCGCGGAGGGGCCUGGAGUGUGGCGGGACCGGGAGCGGCGGGAGCUGCGGCUGGGGGCGGCGGCGGCGCGCUGGAGGCGGCCAUGGCCAAGCAGUACGACUCAGUGGAAUGCCCGUUUUGCGAUGAGGUCACCAAGUACGAGAAACUUGCCAAGAUCGGCCAAGGCACAUUCGGGGAAGUCUUUAAAGCCAAGCACCGGCAGACCGGCCAGAAGGUGGCUCUGAAGAAAGUGUUGAUGGAGAAUGAGAAGGAGGGGUUCCCCAUCACAGCCUUGCGGGAAAUCAAGAUUCUCCAGCUCCUAAAACAUGAGAAUGUAGUCAACCUAAUUGAGAUUUGUCGGACCAAAGCUUCACCGUAUAAUCGCUGCAAGGGCAGCAUCUAUCUGGUGUUUGACUUCUGUGAGCAUGACCUUGCUGGGCUGCUGAGCAAUGUCUUAGUCAAGUUCACGUUGUCUGAGAUCAAGAGAGUGAUGCAGAUGCUGCUGAAUGGCCUCUACUACAUCCACAGGAACAAGAUCCUACACAGGGACAUGAAGGCCGCCAACGUGCUCAUUACGCGGGAUGGGGUGCUAAAGCUGGCAGAUUUUGGACUGGCCCGCGCCUUCAGCCUAGCUAAGAAUAGCCAGCCCAACCGAUACACCAACCGUGUGGUGACAUUGUGGUACCGGCCUCCGGAGCUGCUGCUCGGAGAGCGGGACUACGGCCCGCCCAUUGACCUUUGGGGUGCUGGGUGCAUCAUGGCAGAAAUGUGGACUCGAAGCCCUAUCAUGCAGGGUAAUACAGAGCAGCACCAGCUUGCCCUCAUCAGCCAGCUCUGUGGCUCCAUCACUCCAGAGGUGUGGCCAAAUGUAGACAAGUAUGAGCUAUUUGAAAAGCUGGAACUGGUCAAGGGCCAGAAGCGGAAGGUAAAGGACCGUCUGAAGGCCUACGUUCGCGACCCCUAUGCUCUGGACCUCAUUGACAAGCUGCUGGUGCUGGACCCUGCACAGCGGAUUGACAGUGAUGAUGCCCUCAACCACGACUUCUUCUGGUCGGACCCCAUGCCCUCGGACCUCAAGGGCAUGCUGUCUACUCACUUGACGUCUAUGUUUGAGUACCUGGCACCGCCACGACGGAAGGGCAGCCAGAUCACCCAGCAGUCCACCAACCAGAGCCGAAAUCCUGCCACUACCAACCAGACAGAAUUUGAACGUGUCUUCUGAGGCUGGUGCUGGCCAGUGUUGUUCUUAGGUUAGGGGUGACUUGCAUGGAACAUGUGACAUGAUGGGAUGUUUGAGAUGUUUCUCCUCCAGUACAUAUUAACUCUCCCACCCUGGCACUGAGAACAGCUGCCUGAGUGGGUUGGGGUGAGCGUUGGCUGCAAGCCCUGAGGGGCCUGGGGCUAUCCUGUCUGCCCUCUCUAGAGGUCUCAGCUGGAGGUCUCAGCAUGGACACGAAGUGAGGUGGGAAAGGCUCACCCACUGUGACUUUCUCAGAACUUACAUGGUAGGAGGAAGGUACAGGUCCCUCACCAUUCCCAGCCCUUCCUCUGGAUGAGAAUUUGAGGGACAGAGGCACCUCCAAAAUGGGCUACUUUUGGUAUAGACCUUAGGAGUGUGGGGGCUGGUGUGAACUCUUGUUCCUUUAAAAGGAGAAUUUUAUUUUGUUUCGUUCAGUUUAGAGAUGUUCCUGGAUACAAUUUGAUUGGUUAAAUUAAAAGUUGGUUAUUUUUUUUCCAGUAAA
Messenger RNA from Mastomys coucha (southern multimammate mouse), 2078 nucleotides. RefSeq names its product cyclin dependent kinase 9 (gene Cdk9). Gene Ontology annotation, molecular function: cyclin-dependent protein serine/threonine kinase activity; ATP binding. NCBI's taxonomy places the organism in Eukaryota, Metazoa, Chordata, Mammalia, Rodentia, Muridae. Gene Ontology annotation, biological process: protein phosphorylation. The coding region runs from base 101 to 1558 and encodes 485 amino acids. The transcript is spliced from 7 exons. Gene Ontology annotation, cellular component: nucleus. The record is from RefSeq and is a predicted model, not a curated record.